Messenger RNA from Lactuca virosa, 1052 nucleotides. Lineage: Eukaryota; Viridiplantae; Streptophyta; Magnoliopsida; Asterales; Asteraceae. The record is from the annotation of a GenBank genome assembly.
AUUCUCCUGGCCAAGUCUUUACUGUUACAAACAAAGAAUCAAUUUCCCUUUCUUAGCGAGCAAUCCAUCUUCCAAUUGAACUCAAAUAAUUUUUUAAAAAAAAACCCGAUUCAUCAUCAAUCAUCAAUAUUUCCUGUUAAUUUGAUUUCAUUAACAUGAGUUUCUUCAGAAAUUUCCUAUUUUUGGGACUUCUUUCAGUAGCUUUCUGUCAAGAGCAUUCUGACACAGAUCCUCACCUGUUUCCACGACCUUUGAUUAUCGAACUUCCACAAAACGUGGAACCUCGAUGCGAUAGCUCGAUCGAAGAAACUCGAUUACGGUGUACGGGUUGGAGAGUCGCGGGGGAGGCGAAUAAUCUGAGUCCAUGGAAAACGAUCCCGGAGGAAUGUAUCGAUUACGUGAAGGACUAUAUGUUGGGUCGAUCGUACGAGAUUGAUCUCCAAAUGGUGUCUAAUGAAGCAGCACGAUUCGCGAAGAGUAUUGAUUUGAAAGGAGAUCGAAUGGAUGCUUGGAUUUUCGAUAUUGACGAAACUUUGCUUUCUAAUUUACCUUAUUAUGCUGAACAUGGCUACGGAUUGGAGAUUUUCGACCAUAGUCAAUUUGACAAAUGGGUUCUUGAAGGAGUGGCACCAACAAUUGAACCAAGUUUGAAGCUUUAUAAGGAGGUUUUAAGAUUAGGGUUUAAAAUAUUUUUGUUAACGGGACGUACGGAGAACAAAAGGAAUAUUACUGUUAAUAAUUUGAUCGAGGCUGGAUUUCAUAACUGGGAAAGACUCAUUUUGAGAGGAAAUGAAGAUCAUGGAAAAACUGCGGUUGCAUUUAAAUCUGAUAAGAGGAAGGAGAUUAUGGAAGAGGGGUUUCGGAUUAUUGGAAACUCGGGUGAUCAAUGGAGUGACUUAAUAGGUUCAGCUUUAUCUGUUAGAUCAUUUAAGCUAUCGAAUCCUAUGUAUUUUAUAUCUUGAUUGUUUGAAUAUUUCUUAUUGUGACAAUUGUAAGGAUUUGAAAUGUGUAUGUAAAUGAACACCAAAUUGGUUUAUUCUCAAUUUUUAUGA